Mobula hypostoma (lesser devil ray) is the source of this 5160-nucleotide messenger RNA. It is a transcript of the gene cpt2, whose product is annotated as carnitine palmitoyltransferase 2. The record is from RefSeq and is a predicted model, not a curated record. Gene Ontology annotation, biological process: fatty acid beta-oxidation. The coding region runs from base 1337 to 3376 and encodes 679 amino acids. Gene Ontology annotation, cellular component: mitochondrion. The transcript has 5 exons. NCBI's taxonomy places the organism in Eukaryota, Metazoa, Chordata, Chondrichthyes, Myliobatiformes, Myliobatidae. Gene Ontology annotation, molecular function: carnitine O-palmitoyltransferase activity.
UACAAGAGGCCAUGGACCGACAUAUCGAAAUGGAAAUGGGGAUAGGUAUUAAAAUGAUUGGCCAAGGGGAAAUCCUGCUUUCUGUGAAUGGAGCAAAGGUGCUCGACAAAGCAGUCCCUCAGCCCGUGCUGGGUCUCACCAAUGAAGAGGAAGCUGCAUCGGGAGUACCAGAUAGACGACCCCAAAAAUUCACAGGUGAAGUGUUGCCUCAUCUGGAUGGACUACUUGGGGCCCUGAAAGGAGGUGAAUGGACAGGUGCAAAAUUUCAGCUUGCAGGGAUAAAUGCCAGGAGGAAAAUUAGUGGGGGGAGGGUUGGGGAACAAAUGAACAGGGGAAUCACAGAGUGGAGGCAUUAGAUAAAGGAUGUAUUUGGUGGUAGGGUCCUGUUGAAGAUAGCAGAAGUUACACAGAGUAAUAUACUGGAUGAAGAGUCUCAUGGGGUGGUAGGGACAAACAAGAGGAACUCUAUACCCGUCAAGGUGGCAGGAUGAUGGGGUGAGGAUAGGUCCAGGAAAUGGAGGCGAUGUGGUGAGGGCAAGUCCGGGAAAUGGAGGCGAUGUGGGUGAGGGCAGCAUCCACUGUGGAGGAAGGGAAACCCCAUUCUCUGAAGGAGGAGGACAUCUCUGAUACCUUGGAAAGGAAAGCCUCAUCCUGGGAACUGAAGCAACAGAAACAAAGGAACUGAGAAAAGGGAAUAGUAUUUUUACAGGCGACAGGUUGGGAAGAGGUAUAAUUAUGUUAGCCAUGGGAAUCGGUAGGUUUAUAAAAUACAUCGGUAAAUAGUUUGCCUCGGACAGCGAGGCCUAGAAACGGGAGAGAGGUGUCAGAAAUGGACCAAGUGGAUUUAAGGGCAGGGUGGAAGUUAGGGGCAAAUUUGCUGAAAUUGACAAGUUCCGCACGGGUGCGGGAAAGAGCACCAAUGCAGUCGUCAACGUAGCGCAAAGAGCUGGGGAGCAUUAUCGGGGAAGGCCUGGAACAUGGACCCAUUGAACCUCGUCUAGCCAACUCCAAGGCAGACAUAGCUGGAGCCCAUAACUUCACAUUGAGUUUGGAGAAAGUGGGAGGCACAUUGUCGAGUGAGGGCCAGCCCCGUCAGACGGAGGAGGGUGGCGGUAAAGGGUAACUGGUUAGGUCCCACGCCAGCUAGAGUGCAACGUUGCACUAGAAGUGGUGCCUCCUCUAUACCCGCCCUUCCAUUCUCGUCACUUCCUGGGCUGGAGUCCGGGGCUUUGCCGAAACUUCCCGGAAAUCCAGGAGUGCGACUGCUACCGAACCGCUACUUGUUAAAUUGGGAUUCUUUGAUUGUUUGCAUAAGUGCUUGUGACUUACGGCUGUGAUGGCUGCCUUGCGACUUCCCCCUGCUGCCAGCAAACUGAGCGAACUGGGGUGGGUGGCGUCUCCGGCCGGGCAGUGCCGAGCCCGGGUUGCGAUCACGGUGCGGGCUCCGGUCGGCGGCCGAUCUCUGCAGCGGGCGAGCAGCUCCAGCCCCGAUCCCGACUAUCUGCACGAAAGCAUCGUUCCCACCAACCACUUCCAGAAGAGUCUCCCGCGGUUACCCAUUCCAAAGCUGCAGGAUACAGUCCGCCGUUUCCUGAAUGCACAGAGACCACUUUUAGAUAAUGACCAAUAUAGGAGAACAGAAAAGGUGGCUCACGAUUUUGAACAGGGGGUUGGGAAACAGUUACAUGAAGAACUUGUGGCUCAGGACAAAAGAAACAAACACACCAGUUACAUUUCGGGACCAUGGUUUGACAUGUACCUAAGUGCCCGUGAAUCAGUUGUCCUGAAUUUUAACCCCUUUAUGUCCUUUAAUCCUGAUCCAAAUCCUGCAUACAAUAACCAGCUAAUUAGGGCAGCCAACAUGACUGUGUCUGCAGUACGUUUCAUGAAGACUUUUCGUGCAGGCUUACUAGAACCUGAAAUUUUCCACCUCAAUCCUGCUAAAAGUGACACAGCUCUUUUCAAGAAUAUCAUUCGCUUUGUUCCCAGUUCUGUUUCAUGGUAUGGUGCCUAUAUGGUUAAUGCCUAUCCACUUGAUAUGUCUCAGUACUACAGACUCUUCAAUUCCACUCGUAUUCCCAGACCAAUUCGAGAUGAGCUUCUUACAAACAACAGUGGCAAGCACUUGCUGGUGAUGAGAAAUGGACAUUUCUAUAUAUUUGAUGUUAUUGAUCAAGAUGGAAGGAUCACAAAGCCUUCAGAAAUCCUGGCACAUUUCCAGUAUAUUUUGUCUGAUUCCAGCCCCCCUCCUGAAUUUCCACUUGGGUAUUUGACGAGUGAGCAUCGAGAUGUCUGGUCCUCACUAAGACAGAGACUAUUGGAGGCUGGGAAUAAAGAGGCAUUAAAUAAAAUAGAUUCUGCUGUCUUCUGUGUUUGCCUUGAUGAUAUUACCAUCAAAGACCACCGUGAGCUCUCCCAUAACAUGCUUCAUGGAAAUGGCCUCAACCGCUGGUAUGACAAAUCGUUCAGUUUCAUAUUAACCAAAGAUGGCAGUGCAAGUGUGAACUUUGAACAUUCGUGGGGGGACGGCGUCGCUGUCCUGCGUUUACAGAAUGAGGUUUUCAAAGACACAACCACGCGGCCUGCAGUUUCCCCAACAACACAGCCUGCAAUAGUUGACUCCUCUAAGAAUGUGCAGAAGCUUGAGUUUAAACUCGAUGAUGUUCUUAAAGUGGGUAUUUUGAGUGCUAAAGAAAAAUUUGACACCACUGUGAGCACGUUGACUAUCGAAGCUGCCGAGUUUAAAAAAGGUGGGAAACUGUUCCUGAAAGAGCAGAAGCUGAGUCCGGAUGCAGUGGCUCAACUUUCUCUUCAAAUGGGCUUUCUGAGGCAGUAUGGCAAAACAGUAGCCACUUAUGAGUCAUGCAGCACUGCAGCAUUUAAACAUGGUCGUACAGAAACUAUUCGCCCUGCCACCGUAUACACCCAGAAGUGCUCUGAGGCAUUUGUGAGGCAGCCUUCGAAACAUAGCAACUCGGAGUUGAAGGCAAUGAUAGACGAGUGCUCCAAGUAUCAUGGGCAGCUAACCAAAGAGGCUGCAAUGGCUCAGGGAUUUGACCGCCAUUUAUUUGCCUUGCGUUACCUGGCAAAAUCUAAAGGAAUGCCUUUGCCAGAACUAUUCCAAGAUCCAUCAUAUAUUAAAAUUAACCACAACAUUCUUUCCACCAGCACUCUAACCAGUUCGGCUGUCCAGUUGGGAGGCUUUGCACCUGUUGUUCCUGAUGGUUUUGGAGUUGGAUAUAGUGUUCAUGAUAACUGGAUGGGUUACAAUAUUUCCAGCUAUCCUGCUCGAGAUGCUAAGGAAUUCAUUAAGUGUGUAUGCAAAAGUCUGGAUGAUAUUUUUCACAUAUUGGAAGGGCAACCCAUCAGCGGCUGAGUUACAGAAACUGAAGUAGAGAGGGAAUUGAUGUUAUCCCACAGCUACUGAACUUAAGGCCCUAAAAUGUUAUACUUUAAUGUUAUCCCUUAAUCAGCACAUUAGAAAGAAUUAAAAUCAUUCUUAAUUGUUGAGGUUUUGGAUGCUAAUGUUGGUUAGACAUUGAUAGUUCAGUCCUCUAAUCCAGGUGAAAGCAAACCAGAUUAGUUAGAUACAACUGCUUUCCAAUAUCAACUGUGAUAUGUUUAUGGGACUCAAAACGCAAACUUGACAUUCUUAAUCGAAGAGCUACAAAUUACUGAAAUACAACUCCAGUAUACUCUUCUGUAGCCGGAGUUGAGGUAUAUCACUAGAGAACUUUAAUAUGUGUUCAACUGUGCUACCUCUGACUUGGACAUACUUGACAUUCACACAGUAUAAUGGAAAUGUUAGGUACACUCUAACAUCAUCACAGCUAACCUUGAUCAUGUGCAGACCAUCGCUAGGUAACAAGCAGGUUCCACUUUUACAAGUGUUCAUAUGUUGAUUUUGUUUUUAAGUUAGCAAAUAUAAAAUCACUCUAAGGUAAAAUACAUCUCUGUGGUAUUAUACUAUAGCAUCAAAAGCAUAUAGGACUGAUAAGAAAGAUCAAUUACCAAAGUGGAAGGAGGGAGGGAGGGAGAAAGAAAAGGAGGGGGGAAUAUUCGCACACCCAUUGGACUUUAACAUUAUGGGAGCUUGCUAGUAUGUACAGGUAUCCAUAAAUUGAUUGCCCGUAACUCAGGGACACCCCGUUUUUAAUUAGGUUUGUUAUGUGCCUUCCUUUACCACCACAAUCUGCUCCUUGAUACGUCAAUAGAUGUCAUUGUUUUACUAUUAUGAAACUGAAAAUAUCAUCAAGCUACUGGUGGAUACUUUUCUUCCAUUAUACUGUAUUUAAAUCCUGAUCCAAAUCUUGAUGAACUAAAGAGGAACACCAAUGUGCAUUAAUUAGCUUAUUAAGUAAUUCUUAAAUGUUUUAUUAAACUGCUUGCAAUUUAUUUUAAAUUUAUCUUUUGAUCAAGACAUUUAUGUGCUAUAUGAAGAUAGUGAUGGAAUCACAUGCAAUAGAAAUUAGGAAAUUAGUUUAACUGAGAAUUCUGCAUAUCCGUUUUAAAACAUCUACUAAGAAUCAUUAGGAAAUGGCCCAGAUUUGAUUGGGACUCCAUAUUGUUCGUUAAUUUCCAGAUUAAAAGCGCCUCCAGAUCACAUUGAGUUUGCUUAAUUAGAAGCAUUAUUUCAAUUUAAGCAAUUGAUAUUUACUGGACAAGAUUAUUUUGUAACUUGCUGACCAACCUAAAUCUUUAAGAGCUGAUCCUCUCACCAGUCCACUCCAAGCUAAGCAACUACACUUAAUUUUGCUUGUUUUUCCUUGUCAGUUUGAUAAGUCUACAUUCAAAAUGCCUCCUUUUUCAAACAUUUUGUAACAUUUAUUUAAUGAUGAUUACACAAAGAUUAAUCCUCAUUACACAUUCUAUGUAAUGUUUCAGAAAAACAAUUCAGAAAGACUUGCCUUGUAUGAAUUAAAAUUGAAGUGAUGUUUUUAAUUAUGCAAACUCAAGGCAAUUUCUAGGCGCUUUAUAUUGUGUUCAUUUAUAUUUAAAUCAAAAAGUCAGUCAUAAACUAAGCACUUGAAGUUGGUUGUGUUAGUAUCAAUUAAAAUACAAUUAGGGCCCUGCAAACCAAGAUGAAACAAAGAGCAAACUUGUGAAUGACAACCUCACGUUGAUGUACCUUUGCAGCUUCAAUAAUAAAUUAACGUAUUU